CCGGUCCCGGCCCUGCUCGGGGAUGGGGCAGUCGGUUUUGGGGAGCCUGAGCCAGCGCCGCUCGUACCCAGCAAGCCACCAGCCGGGGCCGUCCUCCUCCAUAAACCCUCGGGGGGACACCCCCGGCCCCCUUCUUUGAGCCCCACCCCGAGGGCUCGGGGACCGCGGUGGUCCCGGUGCCCCGCAAACACUUGCUGUGUCCCAAACCUGUGGGAUUCCCUCCCCCCCUCAGCCCCGGAUUUAAUCCAAGCCCCAAAAACCACCCAGGGGCAGCGGCAGUGAAGGCAGCCGGGGCAGGCGGUGUCCGGGGCGGGGGUUGCCGCUGCGGUUUGGGGCGUGGGUGCGGGUGCCAUGGCGGGUGAUGCUCCCGGGCCGGCGGUGGGGAGCGAUGGCGCCCGCCCGGCGUGAGUCAGACGGGGGCUCUGACGCAGUCCCUUCGCCGCCGUCACCAUGGAGGCCGCCUGUGCUCCGGCUACCACCAGCCGAGUCGCCCGGGCGGCCAUGCACGGCCUCCGCUUCCCGGCAGGCCCCGCAGCACCGGGCGGCAUCCCCGGCCGUGCCCCCCGCGUCCGCCCACCCGCACCCCGCAGUCCCCCGUCCCCGCACGGCGGCCGUGACGCGGCGGCGGCCCCGCGGGGAGGAGCCUCCCUCCCUCCGCUCCCCGCCAUCGCCAAACUUUCCGCUCGCUCCCGGCCGCCACCGGCGCUGCCUCCCUCACACAUGGCACCAGCACCCCGGGGCUGAGCCCUGCCACCCCCCCCGGGGCGGGUGACGCCACCGCCGCCACCGCCGGCAGGAGCCGGGGACCCACCGCCACCGCCGUCGCCACCGCCAUCAUCACCGCCGCCGGCUCCCGGGAGGACGGGGCAGAGCGGAGGGUGGCAGCGGGGGGGAGCGGAGCCGGUGCCCAUGUGCCUGCGGUCCCGGCGGGGCGAUGAAGCAGCGAUGACGAUGGCAGCCGGUGAGGGGACCCUCCGGCCCUGGAAACCGGACCCGGGGCAGGCAGAAGGAGGUCGGCCACCCCCGGGGCCAUCGCUGCCCUUGACCCUCACCGUCCUGGCCUGGCUGGGCACCGGCACCACCAUGGCCGGCCUCAACAAAUGGAUCUUCGCCGCCCACGGCUUCCGCUACCCGCUGCUGCUGUCGUCCCUCCACAUGCUGUCGGGGGUGGCCGUGGGCUACCCGCUGGGCUGGGCGCGGGGACCGUCACCCCCUGCCCCCCGGCCCCGCGCCAGGAUCUACCUGCUCAGCCUCACCUUCUGCACCAGCGUGGCCUUGGGCAACCUGGGCUUGAGCUACGUGCAGCUGGACGUGGCGCAGGCGGUGGCCACCACCACCCCGCUGGUCACCCUGCUGCUGUCGGGGCUGCUGGGGGGCCGGCGGCACCACCCGCUGCAGUACGCCGCCAUGGGGCCCGUCUGCGCCGGGGCCGCCUGCAGCAUCGCCGGCGGGCUCCGCUUCUACCAGCCCGGCUGCGGCUUCCUCCUGGCCGCCACCGUCCUCCGCGCCCUCAAGUCCAUCCAGCAGAGUCUGCUGCUGCAGGAGGACCGGCUGGACGCCCUCUCCCUGCUCUGCCUGACCUCCCUGCCCAGCUUCUGCCUGCUCUUCGGGGCGGCCGUGGCGCUGGAGCUGGGUCCCUCCUGGGAGGGCGUCCUGCGCUACGACGGCACCCUCUGGGCCUGCGUCCUGCUCAGCUGCCUGGGCUCCGUCCUCUACAACCUGGCCACCUUCUGCGUCCUCUCCCUCACCUCCGCCCUCACCGUCCACGUCCUGGGCAACGUCACCGUGGUGGGCAACCUGCUGCUCUCCCGCCUGCUCUUCGGCAGCCACCUGAGCGGGCUCAGCUACCUGGGCAUCGGGCUGACGCUGGCCGGGAUGUUCAUGUACCACCAGCCGGACCUCAUCGCCGCGCGCUGGGCGGCGCGGCCGCGGCGGGCACCCCCCAGGAGGGAGUAGGGGCCACGGGGGGGGCCGGGGGGCGGACGGGAAGCCGGGGCGAGCGCGGCUCGGCACGGGCACACGUGUGCUGGUGUGCGUGGCAUUGUGCAGACGCGUGUGCUGGGGUGUGCACGGCUCUGGGUGCACACAGGGGGGUUGAUGUGCACAGGUGCGUGCGUGCGCACCCGUGUGCAUGGCGUGCACGGCUGUGUGUGCGCGUGGGCUGGUGUACAUGGCUGUGUGCGCACCCGUGUGCAUGGCGUGCACGGCUGUGUGUGUGCAUGGGACGGUGUACAUGGCUGUGCGCACACCCGUGUGCAUGGCGUGCACGGCUGUGUGUGUGCGUGGGCUGGUGUACGUGGAUGUGUGCGCACCUGUGUGUGUGGGAUGUGUGUACAUGGCUGUGUGCGCACCCGUGUGCAUGGCGUGCAUGGCUGUGUGUGUGCGCGUGGGACGGCGUACGCGGCAAUGUGUGCACCCGUGCGCAUGGCGUGCAUGGCUGUGUGUGUGUGCGUGGGACGGUGUACACGGCAUUGUGUGCACCCGUGUGCAUGGCGUGCACGGCUGUGUGUGUGCGUAGGCUGGGUGUACAUGGCUGUGUGCGCACCCGUGUGCAUGGCGUGCAUGGCUGUGUGUGUGCGCGUGGGACGGUGUACACGGCAUUGUGUGCACCCGUGCGCGACUGUGUGUGCGCGUGGGCUGGUGUACGUGGAUGUGUGCGCACCCGUGUGCAUGGCGUGCACGGCUGUGUGUGUGUGCGUGGGACGGUGUACAUGGCUGUGUGCGCACCCGUGUGCAUGGCUGUGUGUGUGCGUGGGACGGUGUACAUGGCUGUGUGCGCACCCGUGUGCAUGGCGUGCACGGCUGUGUGUGUGCAUGGGACGGUGUACACGGCUGUGUGCACACCCGUGUGCAUGGCGUGCAUGGCUGUGUGUGUGUGCGUGGGACGGUGUACACGGCUGUGUGUGCACCCGUGUGCAUGGCGUGCAUGGCUGUGUGUGUGUGUGUGGGAUGUGUGUACAUGGCUGUGCGCACACCCGUGUGCAUGGCGCGCACGGCUAUGUGUGCGCGUGGGCUGGUGUACAUGGCUGUGCGCACACCCGUGUGCAUGGCGUGCACGGCUGUGUGUGUGCGUGGGCUGGUGUACGUGGAUGUGUGUGCACCCGUGUGCAUGGUGUGCACAGCUGUGUGUGUGCAUGGGACGGUGUACAUGUCUGUGUGCGCACCCGUGUGCAUGGCGUGCACAGCUGUGUGUGUGCAUGGGACGGUAUACAUGUCUGUGUGCGCACCUGUGUGCAUGGCAUGCAUGGCUGUGUGUACACGUGGGCUGGUGUACGUGGAUGUGUGCGCACCUGUGUGUGUGGGGUGUGUGUACAUGGCUGCGUGCGCACCCGUGUGCAUGGCGUGCACGGCACGGCGCACACGAGUGUGCUGGGGUUCACGGUCCUGCGCGCACACGUGUGCUGGUGUGCACGGCUGUGUGUGUGCGUGGGCUGGUGUAUGUGGCUCUGUGCACACAUGUGCCGGUGUACGCAGCCGCGCGUGCACCCGUGUGCCUGGCGUGCACGGCACUGUGCACAAGGAUGGGCUGGUGUGCACGGCUCCGCGUGCACGCGUGUGUUGGUGUGCACAGCUGCCUGUGCACGCCUGUGCUGGUGUGCAUGGCUGGGUGUGUACGUGGGCUGGUGCGCACAGGUGUGCGUGUACCUGCGCGUGCGUGGCGUGCACAGCGCUGUGCACACGGGUGUGCUGGCAUUCAUGGUCCUGUGUGCACGCGUGCGCCGGCGUGCACGGCUGUGUGUGUGCGUGCGCACACGUGUGCCGGUGUGCAUGGUAUUGCGCACACGUGUGUGCCGGUGCGCACAGCCCCGUGUGGACACGGGUGUGCUGCUGUGCAAAGCUCUGCACGCCCCGGCACGCCGAGGUGCUGCGCGCACGUGUGCUAGCGCGCACGUGUGUUGGCUGGUCACACGGCUGUGCGUGCGCACGUGUGCUGGCGCGUACAGAUCUGUGUCUAUGUGUGCUAUUUGCACAGCCGUGCGUGCACACGUGUGCUGGUGCGCAGUCGCCGUACAGGCGGGCGCGCUGGUGCGCCCAGGCUCUCUGCGCACACGUGUGUUGGGUGUGCAGCUCCGUGCACACGUGUGUCGGCGUGCGGAGCUCUGCGUGCAGGCGUCUGCGGACGUGCACGGCAGCGGUUACCUGCGUGCUGGCGGGCACAGCUCUCUGCACGUGUGUGUUGACGGGCGCGGGCUCUGCGUGUGCCAGCGUGUCCGUGCACAGCUCUGCGGGCACGUGGGCACGUCUGGGUGUGCUCAGGCUCUGCCAGCGGGAGGGGGUCUCUGCGUGUGUGCGUGUGCGCGCGCGUGCGAAGGCUCCGCGUGUGCACGCAGGUCUCACGCGCGGGGCACGCGUGCAUUGGUGUAGACCCCGCAUAUACGAGCGUGCCAGUGGGCACGCGUGUGCUGGCGCGCACGGGCUCUGUGCGUGCGAGCAUGUCGCUGUGCGUGCGCAGCGCCUUACGUGCAGGAGCGCACACGCGUGUUGGGGCGCACAGCCCCGGUGCGCGCGGAUGCUGCGUGUGCAAACGUGCGUCUGAGCGUGCGCAGCUCUGCGUGCGUGUGUGUGUGUGUGUGUGCAGGCUGACGGGUGUGCUGCAGGUACCUCCGUGUGCGUGUGUGUGUGUGUGUGUGUGUGCAGCUGCGUGCACCGGCUCGGCACGCGUGUCCCGUGCGCACACUCAGGCUCAGGGAGGUGCCUACGGACACACGACUGCGCGUCCGACUGCUGUCCCGCCUGGGGAACGCCGAGCAGUGUGUGUGUGCGUGUGUGCGCACACGCGUACGUAUGUGUAGCGUGCACGUGUGUGUGUGUGUACGUGCGUGUGCGUCACUACUGAGCUCUGCUGGCUGGAGUAAAGCCGGGGCUGUGCUUACGCACGGGUCUCAUGGCUGGACAGGACGCCCGGGGUCGGGGCAGGUGAGUGUCCCCUCUCCUGUCCCCAAGCCCUCCGUGUCCUGCCUGGUGCUGCCAGCCCUGUCAUCGCUGUGCCAUCCCGGCCACCAUGGCGCCGGGCCCAUCCCUCUCACCCUGCCGUGGCCGGAGCAGGCAGGCGCGGGCAGGGCUGCCCGCCCGUCCCCGGGGGCUCCCUCGCAGAGACGGCGAGAGCCCGGCAAAGGGGACAGGGAUGGCUCAGACCCGCCAUGGCUCCGGGAUGGUGCUGGGCUGCGUCACGACACACGCUCACCUUGGCACAGGGACGUUCCGGCGUGCAUGUGCCUGGCACCGACGUCGGCACACACGUGUGCGCACGCCCCGACGGACGCACCGGCACCACCGUACGCAGCGGCCGUGGUGGCUGCCACCGCGCUCACCGUCCCUGCGCCGGGGCCAAAGGACCCAGCUCUGAUUGCACUUGUCCCAAAAUAAAGCUCUAUUUUUGUCGUACUCCA
Molecule: messenger RNA, 5390 nt
Organism: Chroicocephalus ridibundus (black-headed gull)
Lineage: Eukaryota; Metazoa; Chordata; Aves; Charadriiformes; Laridae
Gene: SLC35E4
Product: solute carrier family 35 member E4
Exons: 2
Coding region: 910-1956 (348 amino acids)
Cellular component (GO): Golgi apparatus
Molecular function (GO): antiporter activity
Source: RefSeq, a predicted model, not a curated record